This is a messenger RNA of Rhinocladiella mackenziei CBS 650.93, 294 nucleotides long. RefSeq lists its product as uncharacterized. The transcript has 2 exons. The record is from RefSeq and is a predicted model, not a curated record. Bases 1 to 294 code for a protein of 97 amino acids. NCBI's taxonomy places the organism in Eukaryota, Fungi, Ascomycota, Eurotiomycetes, Chaetothyriales, Herpotrichiellaceae.
AUGGCCGGCGAGGCUGAGCACUCCUGGCCACAGCUUGGUAUUGGCUCCUGUUGCUAUUCUAUUGGUUCGGCUGCUGGGACGGAUGAAGCUGUGCGAAAUGUUCCCCUACAAAAGGCCAUCAAGUUCCAAUUUCGAAUGAUCGCUCCCGUUGAAAGCCAGAUCUCACUCAACAAAUUUAUGAGUGGACAGGACCCACAGCCUCUCUUAAGGAUUAUGACGGGACUAAAUCUUGUGUCGCAGGCGCAAGCGGCUGCUGAGGAGAGAUUGAAGACUACCUCCAAGACACAAUGCUAG